This is a messenger RNA of Aspergillus niger, 1215 nucleotides long. RefSeq lists its product as uncharacterized. NCBI's taxonomy places the organism in Eukaryota, Fungi, Ascomycota, Eurotiomycetes, Eurotiales, Aspergillaceae. The record is from RefSeq and is a predicted model, not a curated record. The transcript has a single exon. The coding region runs from base 1 to 1215 and encodes 404 amino acids.
AUGCCGUUGUCAUACGACAAGUUGGAUCCCAGUGCCAGUCAGAUCCGUCUUUUAACUAUCAUUCCCGACGAGAAUGACGAGAACCCUGUUUGUGGAUCGCUCCAUACCGUGUCUCUCAACGACACCUGCGACUUUGACGCCCUGUCCUACGUAUGGGGCGACACUUCUGUGACUGUUGACAUCUCGGUUGAUAAUUGUAUAGUCGGUGUAACACCAAAUCUGCAUGCUUUCCUGCGGAAAAUUCGCCAGCCGAAUACAGAACGUACGGUAUGGGUUGAUUAUGUCUGCAUCAACCAGAACAAUAUCUCGGAGCGAAACUCGCAGGUUGCUUUGAUGUGUCAAAUCUAUUCGAAUGCUAGGUCGGUGGUUGCUUGGUUGGGGGAUCUGGCGCCGGAAGCUCUGGAGCUCAUUGAGUGGUAUCAUGCCAAUCGAAAUGGGUUUUACUUCGAAAGCACAGGUCUUCAUAUUGAUAAAGCUAUAGAAAAGCUGUUGACUCCUGCAAAAGCACUGUGUUCCUCGCCGUAUUGGCAUCGGGUAUGGACAUUUCAAGAGUGGCAUCUCUCAAAAAUUGCCCCUGUCUGUAUGCAUGAAAAGACGACUUUCACCAUGGGAAACAUAUUUAAUCGACUGCACGAUGAAGUAGCGGUCGCCAGGAGUAGGCUUACUUCUGAUACUAUCUCUUUGGACAUGCCAUACAGAGCAUAUCCAAAGCCGGUAGUAGCUAACUCAAGAUGUGCGCUUUUUUUUGGGUUGCAACGAAGACUCGACACACUUGUGAAUUAUAUCCCGCGGGAUAUUCUGCACCUCAAUCCGUAUACCCCGCGUCCAUCGGGGCUUGGUGACUUGCUAUCGCUUACGAGGGACCGGCAAUGCAGCAAUGAACUCGAUAAAGUAUAUGCGUUAUAUGGGCUUUCUCCUGUGGCUAGGGUGACAUACCCUCCCGACUAUCGAAAGACCAUCGGCCAGGUCAACCAUGAAACAACGUCAUUUAUAUUGGGACACGAAGCCAAUAUGAAUAUAUUCAAUGACUUCGAUUUCUGCUUCAAUUCUGCUAACAAAGACGAGUCACUCCCUUCAUGGGUUGUUGACUUCACCACGACGGAUCCGAAACAUCGCGAAAAGAUGCAGCAAAGCUUCUCCAAGACGAUGAAUCUGGACAAGGCUCUCUGGGAGCAAAGUAGAGACCAUGCUCCCAUAGUAGCAGAUGAUAUGUAG